Hydra vulgaris (swiftwater hydra) is the source of this 1027-nucleotide messenger RNA. RefSeq names its product post-GPI attachment to proteins factor 2. The record is from RefSeq and is a predicted model, not a curated record. Gene Ontology annotation, cellular component: endoplasmic reticulum membrane; Golgi membrane. Gene Ontology annotation, biological process: GPI anchor biosynthetic process. NCBI's taxonomy places the organism in Eukaryota, Metazoa, Cnidaria, Hydrozoa, Anthoathecata, Hydridae.
UUUUUUAAUUUUCAUUAUUUCCUAAAGCUGAGUCUAGCCGCCCAGCGUUUAUUGUGAUGUUUAUAAUUGAAUUGGAUAAUUCUUUUUGUAAACUUUGCUUUUAUGAAAACGAUAUAUAAAUAAAAAAAUUAAAAAACAAAAAAUAAAAUGGGUUCUAUUAAAAUCCAAUUUUCAAAUAUAGUUUAUCUAUCAAUAUUAUUUCCUCUACUUUCCAUAUUUUCCUGUGUUGUAAUGUCAAUGUGGCUACACUGGGACGAUGUUACUGCUACUCAUUGCAAAGUGGUGAACUAUUUUCCAUCCAUCAGUGCUGCAGUUGAUAAAUCUCCUGAGAAAUACAUUUGGAGAAUUGCUAUUGGUUUACAUUCAUUUCAGAGAUAUUUGAUUGCAUUUGCUUACUACCACUUCUAUCAAGAUUCAUUGCUUGUUGCUGCAAGCUUCUUUAGAAGUCUUGUUAAGUUUGCUGUUGCUGUUAAUCUUCUUGAAAUUACAUCGUUGAUUUUGUUAACAUAUGUUUCUUCUACAGAUAAUUAUGAGUUUCACAAAUGGAGUUUUAUUGGUUUCAUUUUGUUUUCUUUUAUGUUUAUGGUAACUACUUCUUAUUUAUUUUUAAAGCUUGGAAGAAUAAAACAGAGUAAAAAGAAUUAUUUCUCGUUGAGGCAGAAAAUGAUAUUUCUCACUUUAAAGUUGAUGUUCUUUUUUUUAACUAUGUAUUUCUUUGUCAGACACAAUAAAAAUUGUGAACCAGGAAUAUAUAGUUUAUUUGCGCUAUGUGAAUAUGCUGUUGUUACAUUAAAUAUUCUUUUUCAUGGAACAGCUUUGAUUGACUUUCGAGGUGUUUAUAUUGAGAUACCUAUUAACGGCAUACAAUGUUCUACAUCCAAACACGCACAAAACAUAUAGGUCUUGCUUUAAAUUUUUAAAUUGUAUAUUGUAUUUAGAAGAAUUAUUUAAACAUAACGAAUUUUUUUAAUAGGAUUUUGAGUUAAAAUAUAUUUGUAAAAAUUUAACUGUACAAAAAAUUGAUUUA